GCCAAUAUACGUCAUCAAGACGUGAUAACAGUGAUACCGAUCAGCAGCUCUAUAUCGGAAUUUGGGCGCUUUAGAAAAACUGAGGGGGAAAAGAAACGCUUUCAUUCUGCAGUUGAAGCAAUUCGCUGUUUUCUGCCGUUGGAAUACGAGAAGACUUUACGCCAGGGCGCGAAAUAAUGGCGGUUUUGGGUGGCGCGUGCCGGCUCAUGCAGCUGGUCAGGUUGAGUCCGCCGGUGAGUGUGUGCACGAGUGUGUUUCUCAGACAGCAGUCGACGGCCGCAGCAGCUGUGUUGGCCAGCUCCACCGCUCCAGAGACUCAGGAGAACAGAAAACCCAAGACAGGGAUUCUGAUGCUGAACAUGGGCGGCCCGGAGAAACUGGAAGACGUGCAUGACUUCCUCUUACGGCUCUUCAUGGACACAGACCUCAUGCAGCUUCCUGUGCAGAAUAAACUCGGCCCUUUCAUUGCCAAAAGACGAACCCCAAAGAUCCAAGAGCAGUACAGCAGGAUUGGAGGAGGAUCUCCGAUCAAAGCCUGGACCACCAUGCAGGGAGAAGGCAUGGUCAAACUGCUGGACGAGAUGUGUCCGGAGACGGCUCCUCACAAGUUUUACAUUGGGUUCCGGUACGUUCAUCCUCUGACGGAGGAGGCCAUCGAGCAGAUGGAGAAGGACGGAGUGGAGAGAGCCGUGGCCUUCACACAGUACCCACAAUACAGCUGCUCCACCACAGGCAGCAGUCUGAACGCCAUCUACAGAUACUACAGCAGUCGCAGCGACAGGCCCAAGAUGCGCUGGAGUGUGAUUGACAGGUGGCCGACACACCCUCUGCUGAUCGAGUGUUUUGCUGAUCAUGUUCGUAAUGAGCUGGAGAAGUUUCCUGCGGAGAAGAGAGACGACGUGGUGAUUCUGUUCUCCGCUCACUCUCUGCCGCUGUCUGUUGUGAACCGGGGCGAUCCGUACCCACAGGAAGUUGGCGCGACGGUUCAGAGGGUGAUGGACCGAUUAGGACACUGUAACCCAUACAGACUCGUCUGGCAGUCAAAGGUGGGGCCAAUGGCGUGGCUGGGGCCGCAGACUGAUGAGGUCAUCAAGGGCCUCUGUCAGCGCGGGAAGAAGAACCUGCUGCUGGUGCCCAUCGCUUUCACCAGCGACCACAUCGAGACGCUGCACGAGCUGGACAUCGAGUACUCGCAGAUCCUCGGGGAAGAGUGCGGCGUGGAGAACAUCAGACGAGCCGAAUCUCUGAACGGAAAUCCACUCUUCUUCAGGGCGCUGGCGGAUCUGGUUCAGUCCCAUCUGAAGUCCAACGAGCCGUGUUCCCGUCAGCUCACCCUCCGCUGUCCGCUCUGUGUCAACCCCACCUGCGCUCAGACCAAGGCCUUCUUCUCCAGCCAGAAACCCUGACCUCUGACCUCUGAGCAGCGCUGGAGUCAUGUGACUUCCUCCAGACGUGACUCUGGAUCGAGCCGCAGAAACGCACAAAUCACUGCUGUUUGCUGUCUGAUCGCGUCAUCUCUGCCCCAAAUCCAGAGAAAACCCCAAACAUUUCACAUAAAUAAAUGGUUUAUAAGAGAUUGUGACGUUCUUGUCAUGACAGCUUCCUGCAGCUUUUCAUUCCUGUUAUGCAAGAAAAAAAAGACUACUU
Carassius carassius (crucian carp) is the source of this 1647-nucleotide messenger RNA. It is a transcript of the gene fech, whose product is annotated as ferrochelatase. Lineage: Eukaryota; Metazoa; Chordata; Actinopteri; Cypriniformes; Cyprinidae. Gene Ontology annotation, molecular function: protoporphyrin ferrochelatase activity. Gene Ontology annotation, biological process: heme biosynthetic process. Bases 177 to 1406 code for a protein of 409 amino acids. The record is from RefSeq and is a predicted model, not a curated record. The transcript has 12 exons.